GCUUCGCCAUUGCAUCCCACCAGCUCACUCACCCAGACACACACGCAUCCAGCCACAUCAAUCCCACUCACAGAACAUCUUCUCUGUGCCAGGGGCACGGUCUCGCUCCUGUGUUGGCGCCACCAGGUCGAAACGCACCUCAGCCUCCGCAAUGCAAACGGAUGCCGGGAGGCAUUUCGACACACGAGCAAACACGGAGUCGCAACCACUCCUCACACAGUAUGCUAGUGUGUCGAAUAAGCGAGCGAUAGGCCGAUAGGCAGGUAGGCAGGCAGGUCGGUUGGCCACACGUCACACAGGUAAAAAUCCUCCCUGUCUGCAGGAGGGUUCAUUCCUCGAUGCCGGCCCUUCUCUCUGCGCUCUUGCGGGCCUCUGACUGCGCGUAGACCACCACCAGAAACAAGAUGGGCAGCAGCGUGCCCAGAAUUGUCGCGUAGAAGCCGCCUGCAUCACCACACAGGUUAGUUUGCUGCCACAGGGGCUGACAGAUGAGAUUGUUUCGUCAGCUUACCCUCGGUGACCUCCAGGGCGUUCAGCUGGGUUGAAAGCUCAUCCAGCAUCUGAACACACAUACAACAAGCACCACGCACGCCCAUCAAACGCCCUCCUCUCAUCUCAUCUGCGGCCAUUAGGUCUUCAGCUCACCCCAGUGUCAGCAUUGGCGAGUGCAGGAGCGAGCAUCGGUGCGGCCGCGAGGCCCUCGAGAGCGCGUCGUUCUGUCAGUCCGCUGCGGCCAGACCGUGCACGCAAUGCCGCUGGGUUGGGACCCACGAAAGCAGCGUCCUGGUUCUGGAAGGAAAAGCAUGAGACGGCCGCCACGAGGGCGCACAAGACCACUGCUCGGAGCAUCUUCG
This is a messenger RNA of Vitrella brassicaformis, 854 nucleotides long. The record is from the annotation of a GenBank genome assembly. Lineage: Eukaryota; Vitrellaceae.